Toxoplasma gondii ME49 is the source of this 7188-nucleotide messenger RNA. RefSeq names its product S1 RNA binding domain-containing protein. The record is from RefSeq and is a predicted model, not a curated record. NCBI's taxonomy places the organism in Eukaryota, Apicomplexa, Conoidasida, Eucoccidiorida, Sarcocystidae. Bases 1 to 7188 code for a protein of 2395 amino acids. The transcript has 7 exons. Gene Ontology annotation, molecular function: nucleic acid binding.
AUGAAGAGCCGACGGCGGCCGAGUUCCUCGCGGCUGCUUGUCGGUCGAAGCUCGUUCUCUUCUUCUCUCGCACUCGACAAAGCGUCUGGCGGUCUCAUGCGAGAGGAGAAAGAGCCGCACAAAGAGCAAAGUAAGAACUGCGAGAGCCAGCAGACGCAACGCGGAGAGCGAGCUUUGGAGGGAGAUGAGGAGCGUCUCGAGCAGAGGCGGCAGAAGACACGGAGAGCGGAGAAGAGCCGACAAGAGGCGAUUACAGACGUGAGAAAGAAGAAACGAACGCAUUUGUGCAGUCUGUCUGUGCCUCUUCGGACAGCACCUUCGCUGCCUUUGUCGUCGCGACGCUGCCGCAGCAUUUUUCUUCUUCUCUGCUCUCUCGUUUGCUUCUUUCCUCUUGUUUUUCUCGGUUUUUUCCACCCGACAGGGGCGCUCGUCUUCCUCGCCUACGGCGUACGUCCAGUCGGCGCCGUCUGCGCGCAGCUGGGAUCCUGUGGCGGCCGUGACAUCGCGACGUUUGCGUUUUCUCACGGACGAAACGCAGCAAACAGAAUCUGGUAUCUGAGAGACGACCGCGGUUUCUUCUCUCCGGCUCGCGACGCGCUUUCACCGGAUGUCUAUACACCUCGCAGCGGUGGUCUGUCUCUCGCGCCAAGUGCUGCAGAGGCGCCGUCGAGGGCGGCAGAGGCAGAGCCUUCCUCGGCGUCUCUGCUACUUGCUCACUUUGUCCCCGCAGCAACAGAACACUGGAAAGCAGAUUCGAAAACCGCUCUGCAGCUCCCAUCCACCUCGGCGUCAUCGCGCCUUCCCUCUGUCAUGCAUUUGUCUUCCUCCUCGAAGCGCUCCUCGCAACGGGCGGCGGCAUCGCCUCCGUCGGCUUCUGCCGCCUUGCCUCUUCUUGGCCGACAGCCUUUGCGCGUCUCGACGUCGUUCGUUCUUUACCGGCGUCUCCCGUCUCGCCUCGCGCCGCUCGCGCCGCUCGCGCCUUCGGCGUCUUUUUCUUCUGCUUCUCUCUUCUCUGCAAACACAGAGCCGAGUUCGCUGCGGAGCAACGAUGGAUUUCUGCCUGGGAUCUCGGAGGAAGCGAAAACGCGGAGCCUCUCAAGAGUCCAAACGUUUCUCGAAAACAAGUCGAGACGGUCGGGGAGAGGACGCUCACGGUUCCAGCGGCGCUGCGCGUUUGCUGGCGCGGGACUCUCACGCUUCCCCCUGCUUUCGACGGCUCUGAAAUUCAUUUUCAUCACUCCGUUGACGCAUGCGUUCAUCUGUUUCUCCAGUCUGUCUCCACAGUUUCCUUCCCCGCUCCGUUCGCUUCGUGCGUCCGUCUCCUCUCCUCCCGCUUCGUACUCGUCUUGCCUCUCGCCUCGGUCUCUGCCCUCUUCUUCUCUCUCUCCUCUCCCCCCUCCGCCUCUGUCUCCUGUUGCACCGCCUUCUCGGAGUUUGUCUUCUCUCUCUUCUCUUCUCCCCCUGUCUCCGGCUCCUCUCUCUCCUCUCUCUCCUCUCUCUUCUCCUCUCCGUUCUCUUUCUUUUGUGGAUGCCCACCGGGCGCCUGGCAAACGGCGGCCGCUGCUCGCUCGCCCUCUGCCCUUUGGCGCUGCAGGUGUGUCUGCAGGCGCGGACGAAAGCGACGCUUCUUGCGACGGCGCCUCUUCGGAGUUCCUCGACUCGCUGCGGCACGCAGCAGAGCGGAUGGCGGCGGAGCGGUGGAGACAAACUCGCGAGGGCGAGCGCCUGGUGGCUGCGCUGACGGCGGCCGAGCGCGAGGAGCAGCGCGAGCAGGAGCGCAGGCGCGAGGAGCGACGCAGACGGCUCUUCUCCGGAGAGGCGCCUCUGACGCUCGAGGCGCUGAAGAGAGACAAGGAACUGGGGUACGUCCUCGACGAGUUGAUUCAGCGUAAGCGAAUGGAGAAACAGAGACGCGGCGCCCUCGCGCUCCCGAUCAAACGCCGCUUCCCCCUCAAACUCCUCCGCGUCGGCACCGAGCUGUACGGACGCGUGAAGAAGAUUCUGCCCUUCGGCUGCCGCCUCGACGUCGGGUGUCUUGACACCUCGGCGCUGCUGCAUGUGCGAGACAUGAGCGAGGUAGUCGCGGCGAAGGAGGCGGGCGCCGCCUUCGCGAGGGAAGCGCGAGAAGAAGAAGAUCGCGGGCAGCGGCCAGCCUGCGUGGAUCAGACUGGCGCGACGCGUUCGUAUCUCCCCUCGAAGACCGCGCGAUGCCGUAGGAGCGCCGCCGGACUCCCCGAAGAAGAUCAAAACCGCCUCGCUGCGCACUGGAUUCAGAGCCCCAGCACGGUCCUCCAGCAGGGCCAAAUGCUCCGGCUCUACGUCAAACAUGUCGAUCCUGCAACGAACACUCUCGCGGUGUCUACUCGUCCCCCUUACGGUUCUGUUUCGUUUGCCCUUUCUCCUUCCCCCUCUUCUUCUCCUGCUUCGUCGGAUGCCUCUCCUACGGACUAUCGAGGAGAUCUGAGCUUGGCGGAGAUCGCGCGAGUCGAGGAGGAGCGUCGGGAGCGCGGUCGACAGAGUUUUGGCGACUUCUUCGUCGGGCAAGCGGUGGAGGGUCGCGUGACUCGCGUAACUUACCUGGGGCUCUUUCUGGACAUCAACGGCGAGGAAGACGCGUUCAUUCACUUUUACGAGCUGCACAGACGACGCAUGCAACAACUGAGCAACCGAGAUCGACAGCGCGUAGAGGCGGCCCGGAGGCGCUUCGACCCUGUCGCCCUCGAGGUGCUCCGCGCCGCAGAGGCAGGCGUCUCCGACGAGGUGGAGGAAGCCGAGAGGCGUCGCCGGCGAGAAGUGGAAGGCCGCGACAGUGGCGAGUUCAGCCGUCUCGCAGCUCUUCGAGAGAUGUUUGCGGAGAAGGACGACGAGGUUCUCGGCGCAGACGGCGCGGCGGCCAGGCGAAAGGUCGAGGAGCGGCGAGAUCGCGAACGAAGGGGAAACAAGUGGAUUUACAACGUCGGCGAGUGGCUUGCGGACCUCCGAGUCGCCUCCAUCGAUACCCGACGCAAACGCAUCCAGCUGAGUCGGCGGCCAGCCUCGGAGCUCCUCUCCCGGUGGCGAAAGCAGCUCCGCGACGAACAGCGCGAAAUCCUGACGCCUCAGCAGCGAGAAGGCCUGAGAAAGGAGGAGGAGAGCGAGGAGGAGAACGAGGCCAUGAAAGCCUUGCGGAGGCGGCGAGAAGAAGACCUCGCCCUCAAGGUGUACAGACAGCACAAGAAGAAGAUGGCGGCGCUGGCGCGCGAGAGAGAGGGUGUCGGCUCAGCAGACGAAGGCGGCGGGGCGAGGAAGGGGGAGGGAGAGAACGAUGAGAAGAAGGCGCAGGGAGAGGAAACGGCAGACCCGAUCGCGAGGAAGAAAGCUGAACAGAUGCGGCGAUUCAAGAGCUUUGGAAUCGACAUCUUCGAAGAGAAACGCGACGAAGAAGAACUCCGCGAGGCGAUGGAAUACCUCCAACGAUGGAGGGCCGCCUACGCACAUCGACGCAUGCAAGAAGCCGCCUACAAAGAAAAGAAGAGACUCCAAAGACUCGAACGGAAGGCGCCGGACGAGAUGUCCACGCAAGACGCUUGGCGCCUGGCGGCGACCGUCGACGAAGAAAUUGGACUGAAGGAUUUGGUGGACGACGCGCGGAAGCACGCCAAGCUGUCGGGUGUACGUACACUGCAGCUUCCGGACUUCUCGGGGCGGUAUCCGAGAGUGCGAGAAGUGGAGCCUGAGGACUUGGAGCAGUUUUAUCCGGGGGUCUUGACACCUGAGGAGUCCGCGGCAGCUGGGAGCGAGACGCCUGGAGGUAAACUCGAAGGCGCCGCGGAUGCAUGCGUGAGAGAAGAUCUGCGAGAGAGUGGGCUGCGGGGAGACAUAUGGACGGACAAGACGGGCAGCAACAGAGAAGAAGCGCCGACCGGGCAGGCCACAGAGAGUCAGACGGACGGCCAGAAGGUCGGGGAGAAGGACGGAGCCGCGGCGAGACGAGCGCAAAGUCGACGCCUCCCUUCAAGAGCAGAGGAGAGAAAGGAGGAUUCUGAGGACGUCCAGAGAGAACCAGAAAACGACCCCAGGAAAGGAGACAAUGAAAGGACAGACAGAGAGGGAACAGCGAGAGAGGCAGAAGACAGAGAGAGAAGAGAGCGAGAGGCAGACGACGGAGAAAAAGAGGGAGACUUUUUUGAUCGAGCCUUUGAGAAAAUGAGACGUCGAACAGAAAUGAAGCUGAGGGAGGAGGCGAUCCGAGCAGGAGAACCGCGAGAAAACCUCUGGACAGGACGCUCGAGAACCGAGGUCGAGGACGGCACUGAGGCAGACGCCAGUUGCAGGCAGGCCUUAAACGAGCCGCAGGAGAGGGGAGAAAAAGAAGAGAAGGGAGAGGAAGCGGAGAUGGGUGAGCGCAAGGGGAGAGAGGACGUCGAAGGCGUCCAGAGAAGAGAAGGAGAACAGAGAGCAGAGGCAAAUGAUGCGAAGCAGAGAGCGGAUCAAAGAGAGGAGACGAUAGGCCUGCCGGCGCCAGAGGCGUUCGUCAACGUCGGGAAGAAUCCUGCACUGCGCGUUUUGCGUGAUCUCGCACUCUCCACAAGCCGCCAGAGGCCUGCCAAGAAGGAAGACGACUUCACAGAAGAAGAGCGAGAAGCCGUUUUGAGAGACCUGCGCAUGCACGCCAUCGAGGCCUUCCAGAAAAUGCAGAGGCGCCCCGCGAAAAAAAAAAGAGGCGGAAAAAAUCGACGCGAAAGAGAAGAAGCCUGGGCGAACCAAGUGUUCCUCGAAGCCGAGGCAGAAGAAGAAGAGUGGAGAGAGAAAGUCAAAGCAGGCUACAGAGACGAGACAGACGACGCCUUUGAUGAGGUGCUCAGUGCACUCGGAAUCGAAGAUCUGACUGAAGAGGUUUUGGAGGAAGCGCGAAAGCGACAGAUUCUGCAGAAACUCCAGGCGGAUCGCUCCGACCUCGCCGGCGAUGUGAAGAAAAUUCUGCGCUCUCUCGUCGCACAAAGAGACCGGCAUGAGGUGCAAGCCUUCGAGGAGGCGGCCGGAGAAACAGUUACGUCUGAGCGCGACUGGGAGGCGAAGGCAACAGCGGCUCAGCGGCUCCUCUUUCAAGGCUCCGAGGCUUCUUGGCAAAAAGAGAUCGAGGAGGAAUUCGGACCUCCCGACGAGUUGGAUGCGUCUGACAAGAAGAUUCGGGAGACGCUUAUGAAGCAUGCAGCGCGCGAGGAGAAGAGACAGCGCAAGCAGGAGCGGCGGGAGAGACGAAAGGCGCUCGAAGAGGAGAGCCGAUCUGGGGGCGGACAGGCGCUUCGAGAGCUCUGGAGUAGCUUCGACGGCUUCGCAGAUGCGGACGGAGAAGACGAAAAAUGGACCGCGGAAGAGCGCGACGCGACGCGGCAGGCACCGGACGAAGGCUUCAGGGAAGCGUGUAAGGAUGAAGGGGAGGCAGCGUCGGACCGCGAACCGCGAGAAAGAGCGGCAGCAGCGAUGCACGACACUGGCGGAGACCCGCAGGCCGAGGCGCGAAAAGUCGCAGAAACUGGAGAGGGGGAAGGCAGGAUCCCUCAGCCUCAUGUCGCGGACGCCACAGCCGAGGAGGGGCACCGGCAGACGCGAAGAAUGGAGGAGCUCGAGUUCGACGAAAGUGCAUUUCUGAAUGAACUUGAACAAGAUCUACAAGAUCUCCUUGGCCAGGAUGGAGAUGAGGAAGAAGAAACCAGCGUGGACGGGAUUGAAGACGAAGAUGAAGAUGAAGAGGAAGAUGAAGAGGAAGAGGAAGAUGAAGAGGCCUGGAACGAUGAGGAAGAAGUCUGGCCAGGGUAUCAGGCAGACGGAGAAAAAGAGAAUCAUAACGACGAUGAAGAGAGAGGAGAGGGCGACCUACAUCCAUGGAGGAGCGUCGCUGGAGGGAUAGCUGAGAACUCGAACUUCUCUCCCCUUUCUUCGUCGCCUUCUUCUUCUACUCCGUCUUCUGCGCCUCCGUUUUCCUCUUUUUCUCAUUCUGUUUCUCCUUCUCCGUCUUCGCUGGGGCGGCGCUCGUCUGUGCGGUCCAUUCGUUUCCAGGACGGCCAGUCACUGUCGCGUGACUCCGAUCCUUCUCUACGUUACUUGCAUGCGUCUGAGUUUGCAUGUCGCGCCUCAGGAGGGUCGCCUGCCGAGGACGCGCGAGAGGCUGCGAACACAGGAGAGCAGCGACGCUCCGAGAUCAGCCUCGGCCCCAAGUGGGGAGACGAACAGGUCGACGAUCACUCUGGAAACCGUCAACGGAUCGAAGCGAGCACAGCCCAGUGGCAGCGGGGCCUGACCGCGCGCGCGCGUCUUCUGAUUUCUUCUUCGUCGUCUCUGUCCGCGGUCGACGCGUCUCAACUCGCCUCUCCGUUAUCUGCGGUGGCAGGCGCAGUUCCGCGUUUAGCACCGGAGGCUGCGUCGUCUCGCGCGGCGUCUCCGUCGCCAGAGUCCUCAGGACUCGCGCCGCAACCUGCGAUCGUCUCGGUCGGCGCCUCGCCUUGCCUUUCUUCGUCUGCGAGCUCUGCCCCUCUGCAGUCGCGCGAGGAGACGCUCGUACGCGAGGCCGUGGCGUCCGCGGUGGAGGCGCAUCAGCGGGAGAAGGAACGCAGAGCGGCGCUUCGAGAGAAAGGGCAGAAGCGGCGAAGCUCGACGGAGAGAGGCGAGGCAUCCGAGGUCGAGGCGACGCGCGUUCACGGAGCAGCGAGGCGUCCAGUGAACGCGUUUCUCGAGGAAGAGCGCGAGCGGCAACGAAGAGAGAAAGAAACGGCAGAGUUCGACGCGCGCCGCGCCGAACGCCUCUCCGCGGCCAACGCCCUGCGCCUCCCUGAACGCCCUGUACGUACACUCGAGGAGCUGAAGCGCCUGCAGCAGACGCAGCGCCGGGAGGCGGAAAUGAUGGCACAGGCGGCGCGCGACAGCGAAAGUCGAGCAGCGGCGAAGGCCGAGAAGAAGCGACAACGCGAAGAGCGAGCGCAGCGGCGGCAGGCGCUGGCAGGCGAAGAGGAGUUGCUCGGUGGCGAAAAGGGCUGGAAGCAAAGUCCACAUCGGAUUCUCCUCGAAGCCGCGCGCCGCAGUCACGAAAGAGGCGUCUUUGGCCAGAUGCUCGGCGUUUUGCACUCGGACGACUCGCAGGCGCGAAAGCGAGAAAGACGGGUGCUGAGACAUGCCGGCGAAGUCAGCGGCCCAGAGAGCGAAGACACGUAG